AUGGACCAGGAUCGCUUGCAUCUACGGUGGGAUUACGAAGAGGUUAAAGCUAUUCUCGAUCAAGACCAUACUGAGAUUGACAAGUACAUUUCAUCGGUAAAGGAAAAGCAUUCUGCAGCAAGAUCGGGGUCAGAAGAACGGAGAGAUCUGCUCAGCCAAUACGUCAGGCUUCCCACCCUCUCCCCCAAGGCCCGCCGCGGUUCUGCCUGGGAUUAUGGCCCAGAGGCAAUGAGUGACCGGCCUGGCGAGAUUCUUGUCACCUUCUACACGCAGGACCUGCGGUCAAAUGAUUCCACUGAUGAGGACGACGAGGAGGAGGAUCCUGACGAGGAGAAGUUAAGGGCGUUUGGAAAUGUUGGUGGUAGGUCAUUGGGGGACUAUAUCGAUGAGGAUGAAUUUGAAGACGAUUUUCCGAGGUCUAAGACGGCGCCGACGUAUUUUGCGAUCCCGUUGCAGUAUAUGUGUAAGGUAAAGAGAGGGGAGAGUAAGGAUGAGCCGCCGGUGGGGUUGGUUAUGGAUUUUGAUAAGAUACCGUUGAGGCCGAGGUCGGAAACGUCGGGGAAGUUGAGGAUAAUUGAAUUCCCGACAACUUGCUAUGCUGAAGAAUUUCUGCAAACCAUGAGAAAUAGGACAAUCGAUUACCCACCAAACCCCACUGGCCGCCAAAAGAAGGAGACAAAUGAAAUCCGCAACGCAAUGGCAAAUCUUUCCCUGAAAAAGCUCAUAAACAACCCUAAAGUAGCAAUGAUAAAGCUCCGGAAUGCUUCAAUGUCCCGAUUCCUCGCUGGAGUCUCCUACCAUCCUAACAUGCCCAGAAACAAGAACCCUCCCCGCAAAAAGAGGGGUUCGUUUCUCCCUGGUACUGUGCUUUUUGUCGCUAUUCCAUACCUCGGACUGGAGAAGAUGUCACGUGUGAGCUUUCGGAAGAAAAUACAGGCGUCAAAGCGCCCACUUCUGCCGGGAGAGGAGCAGACGGCUCUUCAUCUUACGGACAACACAGAACUGGCUAGUGUUUCGACUUUGAGUCUGUUUGAGUAUAACUUUCCAAGGAAGCUGAAUACGCCAUUGUUUGAUAAGACGCAGACAAAGAUUGGGGAUAAUUGUAUGGUGGUGCAUCAGGUCUGGUUUAUGGUGUUUGAUAAUGAGACCAUUGCGGCGUUUAGAACUGCGAAUGAUGAUCACCCAGAACACAUACCACUAUCCCCACACCACCAUAGCUUUGGGGCAUAUCAUACUCUCAUUAACAUGAUUGAUAACAUACUACCUUCAUGGGAGCUAUCACUUCUCGACGAUAUCCGUGACGAGAUAUCUGAGCUGGAAUAUUCAAUGCAGAGCGGUAAUGUAGAUGAGCUGGCAGGGUUGAUUGAUAUCUUAUACACUAUGCGGACCGAGUUAUCAACAAUUGUCACGGUUGUAGACCUUCAAGUCACGAUCCUUCGCCGUCUGAAGAAAUUCGACUAUAGCAGCGAGGAAGGGCAAUUCAAGAUUAUGCGCAAGGCAAUCGAUAAGGUCAUCAAAAGCCGGAAGACUUUCCAGACGGAUGUGGAAACGAUGGUGAACAGGUUGAAGUACCUACAGGUCGCAAAGCAAGAUCGUCUUAAAUAUCAAAUGAUGAUAAAUACGGCUCGAAUGCAGGAGAAUACCGGACUUACACUAGAGGAUGUGGCAUGGCAGCAGGCAGUAGUGCAGAAGUUACAGCAGCAGCUGCAGGUUAAACAAGAUGUUCGGAUGACUGUUUUUACAUCUGUAACAGUAGUGUUUCUACCUCUAAGCUUCUUCACAUCGUAUUUCGGUAUGAAUGUUCAAGACAUCCGCGAUACCACCUGGACCCAGCGCCGCUUCUGGGCAGUCUGCGCACCCGUAUCACUCUUCCUCAUCGUAACCGUCCUCCUCGUUGCGCUGCGCACACGAGGCCGCAGCAUGUUCACCCAAACACUAAAGAACAUCGUCAUCACCCGCACCCCGGAACAGCUCCGAAAACGCUUCGGCUGGAAACUCCCCGACCCACCUGAAGAUACAACCGAGGUACCAGCAAUACACCUCCAUCCCGUGCACAUGGAAAAUGGAUUCGAUCCCGUAACCCUAGACCAGCGGCGGAUGUCGAUGGCUGCGCGGAGGCACUCGAGAGUAUGCCCGCUUAGUCCAAACACAAUGAAUUUCGAUAUCGAAAAGAUGUUCCCAGAAAGCCUACCGAGGUCCAUCAAGGAGGAGAAGGACGAAGAGGCGGCAUUGGAGGCGCCGGAAGGAGGCGGGUAUGGGUUGAAGAGAGCGAGGACGUGGUUGACGACCCCGUUCGUGAACCUGGGUGGGGGUGGUAAUGCGAGAAUGGAAAGAGGCGCUACUGGUAGGCAUUGA
Messenger RNA from Morchella sextelata, 2355 nucleotides. RefSeq lists its product as uncharacterized. Gene Ontology annotation, molecular function: magnesium ion binding; cobalt ion binding; cobalt ion transmembrane transporter activity. The transcript is spliced from 9 exons. Lineage: Eukaryota; Fungi; Ascomycota; Pezizomycetes; Pezizales; Morchellaceae. Gene Ontology annotation, biological process: transmembrane transport; metal ion transport. Gene Ontology annotation, cellular component: membrane. The record is from RefSeq and is a predicted model, not a curated record. The coding region runs from base 1 to 2355 and encodes 784 amino acids.